CUUGUGGGCAGCCUUGCAGCCCUGAGCACCGGCACCAGAGCAGGGCCCCGAAGGAAUAGGAAUAAGAUAUUUUCAUGUCUAGUUACUGGAGGUUCAUCCUUUGCAAAGAAACUGGGAGUUGCAACUGUUUUUCAAAAGGCAGCCAACCCAACGAAGGGAAAGAAGACACAGAUCAUCAUGUUGUGGUGUCGGACAUCAUCCGGCUUGUGCAUGAUAAACAGAAGGUGUUGGGAAUACAGCCAGAUGAAAUCAUGCAUCAAGAUAUUGUUCCCCUUUGUGCUGAAGAUAUUGAGGACCAGCUGAGGAAGAAGUUUGCCUAUCUAUCAGGUGGGCGAGGAAAAGAUGGCUGUCCUGUCAUUACUUUUCCAGAAUUCUCAACAUUCAGUGAAAUUCCAGAGCAGGAGUUUCAGAACGUUCUAACAUACCUCACUAAUAUCCCCAGUUCACAAGAUGCUGGAAUUGGAUUUAUACUUGUUAUAGACCGCAGGCAAGACAAAUGGACUUCCGUACAAACCUCUAUACUGCGAAUUGCGGCUUCUUUUCCAGGAAACUUGCAGCUAGUUCUUGUUUUGCGCCCAACAGGAUUCUUGCACAGAACUCUCUUCGACAUUACACUCAGAUUUCGUAGAGAUGACUAUAAAAUGAAGCUACCGAUCAUAAUGCUGAGCUCACUAACAGAGUUAAAUAGCUACAUUGACAGAUCACAGCUAACUGAAGAUCUUGGUGGCACUCUGGAUUACUGCCACAACAGGUGGCUGACACAUCGCUCUGCUAUAGAGAGCUUUGCUCGAAUGGUUAAGGAGAAGGCACAGACUCUUCGAGCCUUUGGGACUGAACUGGCAGAAACAGAGCUACCAAAUGAUGUAGAGUCCACCAGUUCCCUCCUUACAGCACAUACUGAAAGCAAAGACAAAAUGAAGGAGGAUCUGAAAAUAGUAUUACGAGAAGGCCAGGAUAUUCUCUAUAGUAUUACAAAACCAGUUCUUGAAAACCGAGAGUACAAAAUGAAUCCAGAUCAAAUAGAAAAUCAAAUUACUGUGGAAAGGCUUCUAGGUCAACUAGAUGAAACAGAGACAGCCUUUGAUGAUUUUUGGCUGAAACACCAGCAGAAGCUUGAGCAGUGUUUACAACUCAGGCAUUUUGAACGUGAUUUCAAAGAGGUCAAAGCAGCUCUAGAUAGCGUGUCUGAGAAGUUAUCUCAUUUCACAGAAGUGGGAAAUAGCUGUUCACAUGUGGAGCACAUUCUGAAAGACCUUGCCAACUUGGAAGAAAAAUCGCAUGAAGUUCUGGAAAAGGCCAGGAUCCUAAUAUCUAAAGGUGAUGAGUUCAUACAAAAUAGCCAUUACGCUGUGGACUCUAUUCUCCCUAAGUGCAAUGAACUCCAACAUCAUUGUGACACUAUUACUGCUGAGAUGAAUAAAAGGAGGGCCAUCCUGAACCAUUCAUUUGAAUUACAUAGCCGGUUGGAGAAGUCCAUGAAAUGGUGUGACGAAGGAAUUUACCUGCUGGCUUCACAGCCUGUUGACAAAUGCCAGUCUCAGGAUGGAGCAGAAUCAGCUUUACAGGAGAUUGAGAAGUUUUUGGACACUGGUGGAGACAAUAAGCUCAAGGAGCUGAAUUACUUGUACAAAGAAUAUGAAGUCAUCCUUAGUGAGGAACUAAUGAAACAUAUAGAAAAAGUGUUUCAGAAACAGGAAAGUAUGGAAGAAAUGUUUCAAAAGAGGCAAAUCAGUCUUAAGAAACUGGCAGCGAAGCAGACUCGUCCAGUUCAGCCAGUAGCACCUCGUCCAGAAAUCCCUCUAAAAUCACCGUGUUCAUCUCCAGGUCUUCAAAGAGAUUCUGAAGAUCCAUCCAGCCCCGACAAUCGCAUGGUCCGGAGAAAUAACUUCAGAAGAACCAAGAGUGAAAUAAAUGAAAUCCAUCAUAAUAGAGGUGGAUCUGUGAUGGAUGAUGAAGAAAAUCUAGCUGUUUUACGGAAACAUGUAAUUAAUGAACUUCUUGAAACUGAACGAGCUUAUGUUGAAGAACUUCUGUGUGUCCUUGAGGGCUACGCUGCAGAAAUGGACAAUCCCUUAAUGGCACAUCUCAUUUCACCAGGGCUGCAAAAUAAGAAAGAUGUUUUGUUUGGAAAUAUGGAAGAAAUCUAUCACUUUCACAACAGAAUAUUCUUGAGAGAACUAGAAAAUUACACAGAAUACCCAGAACUGGUAGGAAGGUGUUUCCUUGAAAGGAUGGAAGACUUUCAGAUUUAUGAAAAAUAUUGUCAAAAUAAGCCUCGAUCUGAAAGUCUUUGGAGGCAGUUCUCAGACUCUUCUUUCUUUCAGGAGUGUCAAAAAAAACUUGAUCACAAGCUAAGUUUGGAUUCCUAUUUACUGAAACCUGUUCAAAGAAUAACCAAAUAUCAGCUAUUGCUAAAGGAAAUGUUAAAAUACAGUAAAAAUUGUGAAGGUGCUGAAGAUCUCCAAGAGGCACUGACAUCAAUACUGGGAAUUCUAAAAGCGGUGAAUGAUUCCAUGCAUCAGAUUGCAAUCACUGGCUAUGAUGGAAACUUGAAUGAACUGGGCAAGCUUCUAAUGCAAGGAUCCUUCAGUGUAUGGACUGAUCAUAAAAAGGGUCACUCAAAAGUGAAGGACCUGGCACGAUUCAAGCCAAUGCAAAGGCACCUCUUCCUCCAUGAAAAGGCAAUAUUAUUCUGUAAAAAGAGAGAGGAAAAUGGAGAAGGAUACGAAAAAGCACCUUCAUACAGCUAUAAACACUCCUUAAAUAUGACUGCAGUUGGAAUAACAGAGAACGUUAAAGGUGAUGCUAAAAAAUUUGAAAUCUGGUAUAAUGCAAGGGAAGAAGUUUACAUAAUACAGGCUUCAACCCCUGAAGUUAAAGCCACUUGGGUAAAUGAGAUCAGAAAAGUACUGACUAGCCAACUUCAGGCAUACAGGCAAGCUAGCCAGCAUAGAGUUCUAGAACAUACACACAGUUUACCUUUACCUGCAUCUAAUACAAGCCCUUCAAGAAAUGAGGGAAGGAACAUCAGAAAGCAGGAAGAGAGAAAUGCUGAUCUUGUAAUUCCAGAUGGCUGUGUCACUUCAAUAGCACCGAAGUAUCCUGAAAAAGGCAAAGAAGCAGCAUCUCCCACCAAUAAAAGCCAGACUUUGCCAAUGAUCCGUCUUACAGGACCAGCUUCUCCUAUCAGCCCUGACAAAAACACUAAACGACAUGAAGUAAAGAGUGAUCCAACGCCUCUGGGUCUGAGAGGAUGGUCUAAGACAUCUCAGUCUCUUGAUGCUUCUGAAGAAAAUGAUGGUUGGUCUAGCGCAGAGGAUCCACUUAAUUCCUCAGAUGCAGAAGAGGAAGGAAAAGGAGAGAAGAAGCUGACACCCGGUAAAUACACAGUUAUGGCCAAUUAUGACCAUGGAGGCUCUGAAGACCUGUUGCUGAAAAGUGGAGAAUUAGUUCAGCUGAUUCACGAAGGAGAAGAUGGGCUUUGGUAUAUAAGAAAUCUGAGCACAAGCAAAGAAGGGUGGGUCCCAGUCAACAGUCUGUUGACAGUGCUUGGAAAUUCAAAAUCUGCUCUAUCGCUGAGCAGCUCAGAGUCCGCAGCUGGUUCGAGUACGCUGAGCUCAUCUUCAAGCUACAGUGAAAGUUGCAACGUUAGUAGCACCAGCUUCUCGGACAUUAAGGGCUAACUUUAAAGCUCCAUCAGGACUCUUAUGAAGUUUUUAGACUUCUGUUGCAAAUACUGGAUGCCAGAUGAAAUAGAGAAGCACUGUGUUUGUGUGCCUCUUGAUUUCUCCCACCCCCCACCCCCCAUGUUUAAAUGGUCGUUUACAAAGUCUUCUUAAUGACAUUGACUGAAAAUGUAAAAUGUUGGAAGCAUGGACAGCUUGUUGGAAAGAACGUCUUCUGCAAGUCGCAUGUCAGAAAUCUUUUCUAGAACAAAAUGAAGCUUGCCAUGAAUAAUGUUGAAGAAUAUUAUGAAGAAACCAGGUUAUUUCCACUGUUGUAAAUCUGUACAGUUAAAAACAAAAAAUGUUAAUGUAUAAUAUAGAAAGAAGUGAGAAACUUUUAUCUUUACAAGUCUUUGUACACAAAAACCUCCUCGAAUCAAUUAUCCCAUAACAAGGAUAAGUGUGGAAUGCUGACAAUUUGAUAUUUCUUUGAUAAAACAAAACUUUUUAUUAUUAUUAUGGAGAGAAAACACUGAAACAUGUUUUUUUUAUCAGUUUUGCAUUAUACAAUACCAUGCCAUUAUCUUAUCUCUUAAAGUUAAAAGAUGGCCCCAAGCUAAUAAAUGAAACAUUUCUAAUUCUCUCUGUAGACUGAUAUCCUUCUUUGAAAUUAAAACCAUCAUUUGAGUAUGGGGAACUGCUAAGGGCACUUUUUUAAACAAAGGAAAAUCAUCAGCAUUUUAUUUUCUACAUGUAAAACAGAGUAAUUCUGUAAAAUGGAUCCCUCUAAGAUAUGAUUCACAGAUCUGCCUUACCAAAUGCAAGCAGUAUGUAAACUCAUGUAUAAACCAUACUGGAUUCCCCCACACUUCUGAAUUAAUUUAUAGCUCAUAUCAUUAGUACCUCAUUCAUGUAUUAUUUGAUGAAAAGUCCCAUGGAAGUGAAUGUUUGACUUCCAGCACUUAUGAAAACUAGGCAGUUGGAAUCCGGCAAGAUUAAUUUGGAUUUUUCUUCCUGUCAGAUAAUGUCUUGUCAUAUUCUUCCAAAUGCCAGAAAUAAGUUCUUACUCACAGUUACAAUCAAACCAUGACUGACUCCGGCCAGUACAAAAUUUUAUGGCUAUCUGUAUAUGUUUAUAUAUGAGUGGUAUGUGUUAAUGUAAAAUAUGUAUUUAUACUCUUCAGGCUGCUAAAGAGGCCUCUGUAUGUACUUAGAUUUCUUCAAGAGGCAGCAAUCUGAAGACUGUCCAGGGCUUUGCUUUAUAUACUUCCCAGUACAGAAAGAUGCAUCUCUUCAUAUACUCGUACCCAAACAAGACUUUGCCAGCCAAGGCACAAGUCUGUUAUGUUGUGGUAAUAAAAUAGCAAUAGUCUUUGUAAUUUAUUUUGUAAAUAUGAGUGUAUAAAAAAAUUAAGUCUAUUGCUCCAAAAUUUGUCCUAGAAGUAAGAAUACAAUUCUGGCAUGCAUACCGGCCUUCAUAAUGAUACUCCCUCCCCAAGCAGCCAGUGGCACCAGCUUAGGAGGCUGACAAACAAUAAAUGACUUUUUAAAAUGUAGAAUGAAUGAAUGAAUGAAUGAAGUAGCUUAUUACUUCCCUGGCUCAUAUGAAGGAACUACUAUGGGGAAGAAAAGCUAUGGAAAGGCUCUUCUAUCAAAUCCUGUCUCUUUUCACUUGGGCCCUGACAAUGUCCUUAUUCACGUGGUUGUACAUGUAUCAUUGCACUUUAAUACAGCCCAGAUUUCAAUUUUUCUACUGCUGUUGUAAAUUACUACUAGAGAAUCCAAUGUCUUUAUUAUAUGUAUGAAACCUUGAAUAAACUUCAGCAUUUCUUGCUGGGUGGCCUC
Molecule: messenger RNA, 5510 nt
Organism: Elgaria multicarinata webbii
Lineage: Eukaryota; Metazoa; Chordata; Lepidosauria; Squamata; Anguidae
Gene: MCF2L
Product: MCF.2 cell line derived transforming sequence like
Exons: 33
Coding region: 75-3683 (1202 amino acids)
Biological process (GO): positive regulation of Rho protein signal transduction; intracellular signal transduction
Cellular component (GO): cytoplasm
Molecular function (GO): guanyl-nucleotide exchange factor activity; protein binding
Source: RefSeq, a predicted model, not a curated record